This is a messenger RNA of Colletotrichum truncatum, 1818 nucleotides long. The record is from RefSeq and is a predicted model, not a curated record. Lineage: Eukaryota; Fungi; Ascomycota; Sordariomycetes; Glomerellales; Glomerellaceae.
AUGCCUCACGAUCACGACCUCCGACAACGCCUAAUGACCACCCAUACCAAUGGCGCCGCGUCGGCGCCAAAACCUUCCCCCGAGCGCCGCGAUGCUACCGUGACCAACCCAAAGGUCGCUGACGCCGCUGCCAUCGCCGAGGCGCCCGCCCCGCCCGUCAUUACCGUCAAGGGUCCCAACGAUGCGCCUGACGCGGGGCUGAGAAGUCUCGAUCACUACAAGAGAGCGUUGCCGACAUGGCGAUACCGACUGCGCCAGUGGAUGUUGCCUUUGAUCCGCUGGGAAACACCUUAUCUGGCUUACUUGCAGGAGACGAUGCGCACACCAUGGCUGGAUAGUUACUUUGCGAUCACGGCGAAUCUUGGUACCCAUACCUUCUUCAUGAUCGGGCUCCCGAUGCUCUUCUGGUGUGGUUACGCCUCUUUCGGCAAAGGAGUCAUUCACAUCCUUGCCGAGGGCGUCUUCUUCACCGGCUUCAUCAAGGACCUCUUCUCUCUUCCGCGACCGCUGUCUCCGCCCCUCCAUCGAAUCACCAUGUCCGGAUCCGCUGCUCUAGAAUAUGGUUUCCCUUCAACACAUAGCGCAAACGCUGUGUCUGUAGCGGUGUAUGGCAUAUUGGUCCUGCGUAGUCCCGAGACUGCCCUACCAGAAACGACCAAGACCAUCCUCGAGGGUCUCUCCUACUUUUAUGCCUUCUCCAUCGUCUUUGGUCGUCUGUACUGCGGCAUGCAUGGAUUCAUCGACGUCAUUCUGGGAUCCGUCCUGGGUGCUGCCAUAUCUCUCAUUGAGUUCUACUACGGCCCGCCUCUAGAUGCCUACAUGCACAGCAGCUCAUGGUGGGCGCCCGCCAUUGCGGCCCUCAUCAUCAUUGCCCUGGUCAGGAUUCAUCCUGAACCUGCAGAUGACUGUCCUUGCUUCGAUGAUAGUGUAGCCUUUGCUGGUGUCGUGAUCGGGCUGGAGAUCGGGACUUGGAUGUAUGGCCGGACGUCGCUGGACUCGUUUGGGGCGAAUGCCCACAGUGUUCAGUCCAUUGACCUUGGCGCGCUAGGUUGGCACAUUGUGGCCGCUCGAGUCGUCUUUGGCGUGCUCGUCAUCUUUGUUUGGAGAGAGGUGAUGAAGCCAACCUUGCUUAGGGGGCUUCCGCACAUCUUCCGUCUUCUGGAAAAAGUCGACAUGAACCUUCCCCGACGAUUUUUCACACCGGCUUCCAAGUACAAGGUUGUCGAUCCCGGCUCAAGAAUGGACACUCUCAUCCCAUCCGUCAGGGACCUCCCUCGUGUGGUCCAGUCUAUCCGGCAUCCAACUACACGUGGCCGUUCCGUUUCGAUUGGUCCCCAGAGUGCUGCGGACGCGUAUGAGACGCUUGCCUAUCGCGAGCGUCGGCGGCGAGAAAGUAUCGGUAGCAACGGUAGCAUCAAGAGCAAAGGCAGCAUGUUCGAGCUCCGGGAGAAAAACGGCGACUGGGAGGCCAAGGGGGCCGCUUCAGGCGUGCAGGGCCAUCACGGCAACACGCUCGACGACUUUGAACGAAUGAUGGGCACUGGGAGUGUGUUGGCUAGCCCUAGCGAGGAGAAGGGCGAGCUGGACUUGACCGUCGGUCAACAAGAUGAGAUUAGCGAGAAGGAGAUGUUCUUGCGUCUUAUCCGGCCGCGCGUGCGGUACGAUGUCGAGGUGGUGACGAAAUUGGUGGUUUAUACAGGUAAGUGUCGUGGUUCACUUCCGCAAUAUCCGGAUACCCCUGGACUAUGCGACCAGGUGCUGACAGCUGGUGACAGGCAUAGCGUGGCUUGGUGUCGGCCUGAUCCCAAUUAUGUUUGA